Molecule: messenger RNA, 2154 nt
Organism: Vanessa atalanta (red admiral)
Lineage: Eukaryota; Metazoa; Arthropoda; Insecta; Lepidoptera; Nymphalidae
Product: solute carrier family 35 member F1-like
Exons: 6
Coding region: 572-1324 (250 amino acids)
Biological process (GO): transmembrane transport
Cellular component (GO): membrane
Molecular function (GO): transmembrane transporter activity
Source: RefSeq, a predicted model, not a curated record
AGGUAGCCCUAGCCCGUUUAUAGUUAAUUAUGGCAAAUUCGUAUGGUUUAUUUACUUAUUUUAUCCAAUUCAUACUUACAAGAGUGGUAUUAACAUAAAAUAAUUGGAUAUUUAUAUUACAAUCAUGGAAAACGUAAACUUUAGUGAGAAAGUAGAAAAUUAUUUCUCGGAAUUGGGUCGAUGGAAAGUGUGGCGCUGCAUCAUUUUGGGUCAACUAUUGUCUCUACUAUUGAGUGGUAAAUGUAUUCUUACCACACUCCUUCAAAGUGCUACUUGGCAAUUUCCUACUACUGGCCAGCUUAUUAUACCCUAUUUAAUACUUUUUAUUUUAUUCACACCAUCCCUAUUAUGCAUUGGACCUAAAAAAAUAUUACAAAAGUGGUGGCUAGUUCUUAUAGCUUGUGCUUUAGAUGUUGAAGCAAGUUGGCUUCUUGUUCUAUCACAGCGUUUCACGUCAGUACUUAGCUGACAACUGCUAGCAUGUAGUGGAGUAGGAGCUGCAUUGGUGGGUGGAGCAUGGAGGGGUCAAAGGUUGGGUGUGGCUCAUGUAGCGGGUGCUACUUUGGGCCUCAUGGCAGUUGUAUGUGUUGUAUGGGCUGAUGUUGAGGGUGCUCCUACUGAUGGUAAAAAUCAACUUGUUGGAGAUAUGCUCUGCUUAGGAGGUUCUCUCCUUUAUGCAGUAAUGACUGUGCUCCAAGAAAUCAUGCUCGAAUCACAUUCAUGUGCAGAGUACCUGGCUCUGCUUGGUUUUAUUGGUAGUGUUCUCUCUUGCACUCAAACAUUUUUCCUGGAGUUCGGAGAAGUAUUGACAUUCAACUGGUAUGAGCUUGAUACAAUUGUGCAGCUGGGAAGUUACUGUGGGGUGCAGACUGUAUUUCAGAUAUUGCAGAGUUUUAUGCUGCGUGAUUCUGGCUCUAUUAUACUGCAUCUAUCAUUUCUAUCGGCAGAUUAUUAUACUCUUAUUGCUGGAAUGUACAUAUUUCAAUUUAAGUUUCACGCGCUGUACUUCCUGUCGUAUCUGUUGGCCAUGGUGGGCGUGUUCCUGUUCAGUUCGCGAGCUACGUGUCCGCCGCCAGCGCCCAUACUUCCUCAACUCAUCCAUGAUUCUGUGCAGUCGCAGGAUAAUGUUUCCAUGGAGUUCACAGUGCCCACUCUGGACUGCAUUCCCCUCUCAGAGGGUCUUGAACCACCCAUGAGUAGAGAUACAACAUUUACAUCAUUCCUUGGAGGGCCACAGACAAACUUAUCUAAUGUUCCAAAUGGAAAUGUCACUUUUGGACACUCAAACGGUAUCAACAAUACCAAAGAACCAACUCAAAAUUAGCAAUGUUGUAUUUAUUGUCUUAUAGCUUCUUAAAAUUUGUAUUAUUAGUUAAGGAAUAAUUAAGUUCAUAUUUUAGGACCAAAGCAAGUAACCGCCUCAAACAUAUUGUUUUUUAAUAUUACAAUAUUAUUAUAUUCUAAAAUCAAAUUAUAAUUUCAAUAGUCCUAUUUAUUUACAGUUGAUUACGCUUAAUAGUUAUAAUAUAAUUAGCUAAAAUAUAUCUCAUUUAAAACAAGCAGGAAUUUGAAGUGUUAGUUCGCUAGAUUCAAUGUAUGUAUUUGUAAAUCUACCUACCUUGAAAUAUUAUUUUGAACAAAUUGAAUCUUAAGUCUUAGAUAAAUUUACAGUUCUGUUGUUAAAUUUUCAAGAAUGUAAUUCAUAUUUUGUGCUUAACAUUUGUUAUACAAAUAAUAAAUUAAAAGUAUCUUAAUAAAUCUAAAUAUUAGUAGCAUUUAAUUUAAAUGUUUGUAGAAGUAUAUAAUAAUAGUUAAUAUAAAAUUUAGCGCACAGUAAAACCUAUCGAAAAAAUAAUACCAUAUUGUUAUUGGAAUUAAAUUUUAACCCGCAAUAAACGAAUUGAAAAUUUAUAUAAACAUAAACUGCCAUAUACUCGAAUUUUUACUCAAUUUUAAUCAAUUAGAUUUAGUAAUGUUUGUAUGGAAUUUUAAUGUAGUUUCUACAUAGAUUUAAGUAAUAUUCUUAAAUAGUACAUGUAAUAUUUUCUUGUGGUAUUUAAAGUAGUGUCACUUUUUAAAACACUUAUGAUUGUUUUAAACAGCCAUGUUAAAAGCUGCAUUUACAUUUCUAUGAAAACUAUUUAAGUAUAAAAU